AUGGGGUGGGCAUGGGCGAUCUACGAGAGCGUCAUCGUUUUGGGGUCACUGAUCCUACUGGGUUGGACGGGGCUAUGGUUCCUCAACCAAAGGCUCUACAAGGAGUACGAAGAGAAGCGCGUACUAGUCCAGAUCAUCUUCAGCGUCGUCUUUGCUUUCUCUUGCAAUCUCUUCCAACUCGUCCUCUUCGAGAUCAUCCCUAUUCUCUCCAAAGAGGCAAGAUGGAUGAACUGGAAGCUGGAUUUGUUUUGUUUGAUACUGUUGCUGGUUUUCAUGCUGCCUUAUUAUCAUUGUUACUUGAUGCUUUGCAAUAACGGUUUAAGGAAGGAACGAGCUGCACUUGGAGCCAUCUUGUUUUUGCUGGCAUUUCUCUAUGCCUUUUGGCGCAUGGGCAUUCACUUUCCUAUGCCUUCACCUGCUAAAGGUUUCUUCACCAUGCCGCAAUUGGUCAGUAGAAUUGGGGUCAUUGGUGUUACUGUCAUGGCUGUCCUAUCUGGUUUUGGAGCUGUAAAUUUGCCAUACAGUUACUUGUCGCUCUUCAUUAGAGAGAUUGAGGAGACAGAGAUCAAGGCAUUGGAAAGACAACUAAUGCAAUCAAUUGAGACUUGUGUUGCAAAGAAGAAGAAAAUUAUUCUUGGUCAAAUGGAGAUGGAACGCAUUCAAGGAUCAGAGGAGAUAAAGGGUAGAUCCUUUUUUAAACGAAUUGUUGGCACAGUUGUACGAUCUGUGCAUGAAGACCAAAGGGAACAAGACAUCAAAAGCAUGGAAGCAGAGGUACAAGCUUUAGAAGAGCUCUCAAAGCAGCUAUUUUUGGAAAUCUAUGAGCUUCGGCAAGCGAAGGAGGCUGCUGCUUUUUCUCGAACCUGGAGGGGUCACAUGCAGAAUCUACUUGGCUAUGCCUGUUCAGUCUAUUGUGUGUACAAAAUGAUUAAGUCUUUGCAAAGCGUUGUUUUCAAGGAGGCUGGUUCAGUUGAUCCUGUGACUAUGACCAUAAGCAUAUUCUUGCAGUUCUUUGAUAUUGGAAUCAAUGCUGCAUUAUUGUCGCAGUAUAUUUCGUUGUUAUUCAUUGGAAUUUUGAUCGUUAUAUCAGUUCGAGGAUUCCUAACAAAUCUAAUGAAGUUCUUUUUUGCAGUUUCCAGAGUUGGUAGUGGAUCUUCAAGUAACGUUGUACUUUUUCUGUCUGAGAUUAUGGGAAUGUAUUUUGUUUCCUCAAUUCUUUUGAUAAGGAAAAGCUUAGCAACUGAAUACAGGAUCAUCAUAACAGAUGUCUUAGGAGAUAUUCAGUUUGACUUUUACCACCGUUGGUUUGAUGCGAUCUUUGUGGCCAGUGCUUUCCUUUCUCUGCUUUUGCUUUCUGCACAUUAUACAUCUCGCCAAGCUGACAAACAUCCAAUUGAUUAAUGUAAUUUGUGGAAAAUUACUUGUACAAUGUUACGGUUCGUGGCCAAAACAGGUACAAUAUUCAGCAUUGUUGACAUUACAAGGUGAGCUAUACGGUGGUUGGGUAACUCGGUUAGUGCCAUUGCGUUGUUCAUUAUUAAUGCAUUUCUUGUUCCUGAACUCAAUUCGACUAAGCAUUAGUCUCAACUAAUUGAGUUGUCUAUAUGAUCCUCCACUUGGCCCUAUCUAGGUAAAAAGUUCUUCAGUAAUGUUGAGAAAAGUUAUUCAUCACCUUAGGACAAUUUUUUACGUGAGCAAUCAAAGGAUGAUGGUUAGUGAAGGGCAAUACAAUGAAGCAAUAUCUGACAUUGGUCUGAUUUUUGGGUGGAAUGCUCGUGUAUAAAUUUUUUUUUUUUUGGGGUAUGAAAGAAAGUAGUAUCCAAUUACUAUGAUGAAUGAUACUGCAUUUGUAAUAUACGGUUUUGUAAAUUCAUUAAUUUCAAAAUGGCUAUUCUUUCAAUGUGUAUGAAGUAAUAGAAAA
Messenger RNA from Quercus lobata, 1921 nucleotides. Its product is annotated as GPCR-type G protein 2. Gene Ontology annotation, molecular function: abscisic acid binding. Gene Ontology annotation, biological process: response to abscisic acid. The coding region runs from base 1 to 1401 and encodes 466 amino acids. The transcript is spliced from 16 exons. Gene Ontology annotation, cellular component: membrane. Lineage: Eukaryota; Viridiplantae; Streptophyta; Magnoliopsida; Fagales; Fagaceae. The record is from RefSeq and is a predicted model, not a curated record.